UGUAGCUUGUUUAAGGAGAUAAAAUAUAUUCAAAUAAUAUUUAUCUGUGUUAUCAAUGUUCGUUAAUGGAAAAUUAUAGAUUUUGUUAAAUUCCAUUUUCUACAUUCUGAAAUACUAUUUGGCAAUACAAAGGGAGACGUGUAGAACUGUGUCGUACAGUGCAAAGGUUGGAUAAUGGCCCCCGUACUGCUUUUCAUGAUCUACAUUCUGUCUCUGGAACUGACGGAUGCUUUACGAUUUCCCCACAUCAGAACCGUGUCACAGCAAGAGGAUAUAGAUGUUAACAUAUCAACAAAUUCCGAGCGAAGAAUACGUUCUGCAAAUGGCUUUCCGCUAGAUUUUGACGUCAGAUUUACGUCAAAUAACGUACAUUCAGAUUUAAAAUUGAGCGUUAGUGAUGUCAGCGAUGAUGUACCAGUGGUUCUACAGAGAGCUGGGAAAAUGGUGUCUUACCGGGUCUCCUCAGAGCCCGCCGCAUUCUACAUGGAUGUUUCAAACAAAGCGGCAUUCAUCGUAUGGCGAGAUGACGAUACUGAAACGGAUAACUUUCUUUUUUUCGGGACGUAUCAGUCUGGCAAUCGAGAGCUACUCGUGCAGCCACCAACGUCCGUCGACGCCCGCCACUCCGUGAUGGAAAUUGAAGAAACCAGCCCGACUGAAACUGACUUCUUGGUAAACCCUGAUUUCGAUGCCAGCAGAGUUGAGCAGAUGGUAGCAUCAAAUGCGAAGGACUCCGACCGAGUGAAGAGACAGGAAACAGAUUAUGAAGUUGAAAUCUUCUUUGUUAUCGACUACAGUCUUUAUUCCUUCUGGUAUAUGCAAAUGACGGGCACCGAUUCAGAAAAGCAAACAUCGGCGAUUUCAGCAAUUAAACAAUUCUACGCUUUUGUUUUAAAUGCGAUGAGCGUUCGCUACAUCUCAGUGACGGGUUCAGGCUACACAAUUUCCCUCGUUUACGCGGGAAUAUCCAUUGCAACGAGUUCUACGGACGCACCGUACAUCGAAAAUAAUCUACAAGCAUUCGAUGUAAAUGGCCGUCGAGCGUUCUUGGCCACCACCGUGUUGUCUGACUUUAAGGACUGGGGAAAUACCAACCUAGAGCAGAAUUACAACUAUGAUGUCGCUAUGAUGUUUACAAGUUAUGAAAUGGGCAGAACUGUCAACGACGAGUUUGAUUCCACUGUGGCAGGUCUCGCCUACACUCCUGGAGCGUGUAGUAACUCAAGAUACAACAUAAACGAAGACCAUUUCGGAGCGGUUCUGGCCACGAUUGCUGCACACGAGUUGGGACAUAAUUUGGACGCCCAGCACGAUGGUACAGUUGACGGUAUUGGCGAACUUUGUUCGAGUGAUGAGGCGUAUGUGAUGGCUCCCUCUGUUGGCAUGUCUUCUGAUGCGAUCAAAAAUAUCCGCCAGUUCUCAUUUUCUUCAUGCUCCAUCGAUUACUUUACUGCGUAUAUCACAACGUUAGAAAAUGACGGCAAGAACUGUCUGGCAACCCGCACCGCCACCUACGACACAUCAGACCUUGACCCUUAUUUGGGUGACCUUGCCGGUCAGGUGUACACUCCAGAUCAGCAGUGUGAAUACUUGGAGGGUGACGGCUCCUACUUCUCCAGGAUCAGCUAUGAAUCGGAUUACAGCGGGAUUUGUUCCGGAAUGAAAUGUUUUGUGCCAGGAACAACUAGCUCGCAUGUAAAUUAUCUCGCCUGGGAGGGAACAACGUGUGGGGACGAAAAGCUAUGUAGUGGUGGAUUGUGCGUUGCCUCGUCCAGUGCUCCGGCUGUAGCGGAUGAGACAUGUAUGUUCGGAAACAACCCAAGCAUCGUAACGUUCGAGACGGUCACGUGCAGCGAACUGCUGGCUUUUUCCAACACCUCAUACAAAUGCUACAACAGCAGACGUCGAGAAGAUUGUUGUGAAACAUGCGAACAAAUAAGGCUCGCAAACGUUAACAACGCUGAUUGCGAGUACGGCGACAAGGCAAGCUGGUGUGCAACGUUGCCUCUGAUUGACUGCUAUAACAAUGACGCUGUUUGUUGUCAGUCCUGUCCGGAGAGAGCUCUAAAUAUACCAAAUUGCCCAUAUGGAGAUCGGUCAACGUCAUGUAAUGCAGCUGAUUGUCCAACUUAUACUGAAGAGUCAAGAACAGUUUUAUGUUGUCAAACAUGUGCAGCUACAACCACAACAAUCACAACGCCCACUACAACUACACCAACAACAACUUCAACUACACCAACUACCAUUACAACUACACCAAUUACAACAACCACAGCACCAACAACAACUACCACUACACCAACUACAACUACCACUUCACCCACUACAACAAUCACAACGCCCACUACAACUACACCAACUACCACUACCACUACACCAACUACAACUACCACUACACCAUCAACAACAACCACCACUACACCCACAACAACUACCUCAACACCAACUACCACUACAGUUACACCACCAACAACUACCACAACACCAUCAACAACUACCACUACACCAACUACAACUACCACUACACCAACUACAACUACCACUACACCAACUACAACUACCACUACACCAACUACAACUACCACUACACCCGCAACAACUACCACAACACCAAUAACAACAACCACUACACCAACUACAACUACCACAACACCAACUACAACUACCACAACAACCAGCACUACACCAAUAACAACAACAACCACUACACCAACAGCAACUACCACUACACCAACAGCAACUACCACUACACCAAUAACAACUACCACUACACCAACUACAACUACCACUACACCAACAACAACUACCACUACACCAACAACAACAACCACUUCACCAACAACAACUACCACUACACCAACUACAACAACCACAACACCAACAACAACUACCUCUACACCAACAACAACAACCACUUCACCAACAACAACAACCACAACACCAACUACAACUACCACUUCACCAACAACAACUACCACUACAACAACAACAACUACCACUACACAAAUAACAACCACUACACCUACAACUACUACCACUACACCAACAACAGCUACCACUACACCAACAACAACUACCAUUACACCAACAACAAUUACCACUAAACCAACAACGACUACCAUUACCACUACACCAACUACCACAUCACCAUCUACAGAUUCCACUACACCAACUACCACAACCCCAACUGCAGCUACCACUACAUCUACUUUGAAUAUUCAACAAGAAACAUCAGAUGCAAUGACCGUGGUAAUUGUGGCUGUGACAUGCAGCGUAGUCCAUAUUUUAAUUAGGACUAUCUUCAUCUGCGCAAUGGUUCGUGAUCACCUGAUACGGAAGAUCUAGAUACAACUCUCCUUACAGGUGUAAGUUAUGCAUGCACUAGUAGCGUUAUUAGCUUUGCAUAUCUGAAACUGUUUUGUGAUUAUUUUUAAAGGCAUAGCUGCUUAUUUUUGUUGGUAUCAAAACGUAUGAAGAACUUCAUGAUAAUCGUAAACGUCGUGUAUAUACAUAAUGAUUUUUUUAUACAUAUGAUUUUGAAACAUUGGUUUUUCGAUAUUGACACUGGCUCCGAAAGAUGGGAUUAUAAGGAAUGUCAUGAGAUUGAAUAAAUACAGCUUUUCCUAUGUAAAUAUUUUCUCGGCGUUAAGAGUUCUGUAAUAAUUGUGUGGCGUUAAGAGUUCUGUAAUAAUUGUGUGACUUUAGGUGAAUGUGGUAGAUUACCAGUGAUCACUAUUUAUGUCUCAAAAUGUGUCAAAUAUUGGCGCAAAGUUUAACAAAUGCCUGGAUGUAGAUUCACUUAAAAUUCAUAUGUUAUGAUAAAAAAUCUGUGUAAUCUAGGUAGGCGUACAUGGGCAACUUAUAUCAAAGAAAAUUUUAUAUUGUUUGCACAUGGUUUUGGCUAUGCUUGUUUUUUUCUCAGGGUGUUGUAUGCAUAGAAAAUACUAGUUUAGUGUCGUGGAUGGAGGAAGUUUAUCUGGUAAGACGGAGAAAAUUAUCACCCGAUAAAUUCCACAGCCAGGCCAGAUCAACUUUCUCCAUCCACGACACUAACCUAGUAUUCUAUUUAUCCUGUUACUUUGUUUAUCAAAACAUUAUAAAUUACCCUAAAAUUAUCAAGUACUUUAAAAAAAAAUGGGAUAACUGUAUUUCUCUGUUCCCACACUCGGUAUCUAUGUUAAAUGCGCCCCUAAUAUAGUUCUCAAACCUUUUCAAUUUAUUCAAUACUUAUAUGCAUUUUAUUAAGUCAAUAUCAAUUCAAAUCAUAAAAAACUUUUAAAAGUACUUAAACGUGGAUCAGUCAACAAACAUUAUCUUAUCAUGUAACAAUUAUUCCGCAAGUCACAGACUACACAGAUCACGAGCGUUUACAAACAAUCGCCACAUGUCCAAUGAAUUUAAAUUAUUUUGAUAUUAAAGAAUAUAGUGUUUGAUGUUUAGAACUGCACCGGCAAAGAGAAAAUUCAUUUCUUUGUAAGUGAGAUUUUGUCAUUCACCACCGAAAUGGAAUUCACCAUCGUUGAAUGCUGUACAUUUUCAUAUGACCACAUGAAUGUAGAUAAACAUGACGUGGUCAACUACGAUACUUAUAAAUGCUUUAAGUCUUUAUUGAAUGUUGAUAGAUACCUUAAUAUUAGUUAACCGUGUCCUAUACGAAAAUCAUUGGCUAGAUCAAGAACCUCUAGUCAUAAACUCCAUAUUAAAAUUGGUCGAUGUUUUAGUAUUGAUAGAGAUGAUAGUGUUAGUAUUUAUUGUUUAUUGGACAAAUACAUACUAGUACUUGGUUUUGAAGAUGAAUAUCAUGUAUUUCUGAGUAUUCAAGAUUUCAAGACAUCAUGACAAUAUUUAUUUCUUGGUAUUGUGAAAACAGUGUCAUUAGUGUUCAUUUCUAUAAUCUAAUGGCAUCGGAAAAUGUUACCCAUAUCAAAUCCACUGCUCUUUAUGUUCCUAAACCCACAACUCUAAUUAAGUUACAUAUAAGUAUUUUGUUAUAUUUGAUUUGCAUUGUAACAUGUUAAUUUAGUUCGUUAUAAUGGUUAUUAUAAACAAAGUCUUAGACAAUUUGACACGAAGUAAAAAAAAAUAGUUAGUAAAUAUGGCGUUUUUGUUGAUACUAAAAUAGUUUUAGUUUUGGUUUCAAGGGUUUCGAAACCUGUUUCGAAGGUUUUGAUUAAAAAAAACAAAUGCAUGGUUUUGUAUCAAUGAAUUUGUGUCAAUUAUAUGACGCAUUAUAUGACGCAUUUGUUGGUUCUAUUUUAAAUUAUUCGGCAGAGGUUUGGGGCUAAAUGUAAGGAGUUAGAAGGAAUUCAUUUAAAUUUUGUAAAAGAUUAUAAAGAGUCAAAAUAAAUACUUGCAAUGUCAAUGUUUAUGGCGAAUUUGGAAGAUUUUCGUUAUAUAUUUGUAGAUAUAUGCUAAUAUUGUCAUAUUGGUUUAAAGUUGCUACCACUGAUAAUAUUAUCAUCAAAACUUCAUAUGCACAAGCUAAGAAUGAUUGUGUUAAAGGUUGUCGUAAUUGGGUGUAUAACAUAAGAAAGAUAUUAAAUGAUUUUGGUUUUAGCCAUGUUUUGGACGAUAUCUACAAUAUUGAUGUUGAUAUAUUUAUAGUUUUGAAAUGUAGAAUAUAUGAUGCUUUUAAACAAGAUUGGUAUGGUGCUUUAGAAAAAAGCACGGUGCUAGAUAUGUAUAGAUAUUUUAAGACUAGUCUUGAAUAUGAAAGUUAUUUAGAGCUUAUUAAACUAUGUCUGUGUAUUAAAGAUUCGCUUAAAGUAAGAUCCACAAUAAUUAAUGUUAGAACUUAAUAUUGUACCAUUUGUUCAUCCUCUUAUUUAGAUGAUUUUUGUAUAUAUGUAUAUACUCGUUUGUAUUACAUUGUUUGCUAUUAUGCAUACACGUUCACAUUGAUCAGCAAUAACAUAUGUGUUGAUGACGAUGUACACUGUACAAAUCGAAAUAAACUGUCUGUCUGUC
Molecule: messenger RNA, 5967 nt
Organism: Mya arenaria
Lineage: Eukaryota; Metazoa; Mollusca; Bivalvia; Myida; Myidae
Exons: 19
Coding region: 175-3345 (1056 amino acids)
Biological process (GO): proteolysis
Molecular function (GO): metalloendopeptidase activity
Source: RefSeq, a predicted model, not a curated record